This is a messenger RNA of Penicillium canariense, 2751 nucleotides long. RefSeq names its product dynamin-related GTPase MGM1. The transcript is spliced from 3 exons. Bases 1 to 2751 code for a protein of 916 amino acids. Gene Ontology annotation, cellular component: microtubule; cytoplasm; membrane. The record is from RefSeq and is a predicted model, not a curated record. Gene Ontology annotation, molecular function: microtubule binding; GTP binding; GTPase activity. Lineage: Eukaryota; Fungi; Ascomycota; Eurotiomycetes; Eurotiales; Aspergillaceae.
AUGAGUGGGAGGAUCCUCUCCCACCGUCUGACUCCGCUUGUGAGGGCUGGGCUGGCGCGCCAUAUUCAUAAUGCUGGCGCUCGAACAGGAGGUCUGCUUCGCGCUGAUGGUGGUGCUGCUUUGAGGGGACGCGCUUGGCCUAUCGGUUCAAAUGGUAUUCACAACAAUGUCCCCGCUAUCAGGGCAUUCUCAUUUGGACGGAUUUUGCCGAAACUAGCGCUCAAGCUUGUCCGGAUUCCCGCCAUGUUUGGCGGAGCGACGAUUGCGGGACUGGCUUAUUUCCAGUAUCAAGCCACUCAGGCCGGAAACUAUGCCAUGGAUGUGCUGAAAGUUAUGGGAGAGACGGCGGGGAACACGGCAUCCGGCUUAUUCCAGGGAAUUCAGGAUAUGGCGGAUCAAACACAACGUGGAUGGGAGAAGACAACAGAGGAUGUGGGGCUCCCUGAGUGGCUACAGAAGAUACUCCGACUCGAUGAGGAAUCGAAAUCACAGAAUGACGGUCCAGGCGGCGGAGGCAAGGAGGCAAAGGAAGGUCGGGCAGUCGGAGCUGCGGCUGCGACUGGGGCGGCAUUUGGCUACGAUCAGUCGGAUGAGGAGGAUGCACGCGCUGAGAAAGAAGCUGCCGAAGACGACCAAAUGAUGGUACUGACACGUAAGAUGAUUGAGAUCCGAAACAUCCUUCAAACAGUCGGCCAGUCUGGAUCGUUGACCCUGCCGUCAAUUGUGGUGAUUGGCUCUCAGUCUUCGGGCAAGAGUUCAGUCCUGGAAGCUAUCGUCGGGCAUGAGUUCUUGCCGAAGGGCUCGAAUAUGGUCACACGGCGUCCGAUCGAACUUACUCUGGUCAACACGCCUAAUGCCCAGGCUGAAUAUGGUGAAUUCCCCGCCCUGGGUCUCGGCAAGAUUACGGACUUCUCUUCGAUCCAGCGCACCCUGACCGACUUGAACCUUGCCGUUCCAGACAAGGACUGUGUUUCGGACGACCCGAUCCAGUUGACGAUCUACUCUCCGAACGUACCCGACCUAUCCAUGAUUGAUCUGCCGGGUUAUAUUCAGGUAGCUGGCCACGAUCAGCCCCCAGAGCUGAAGCAGAAGAUUUCCGAUCUCUGCGACAAAUACAUUCAAGCCCCCAACAUCAUUCUAGCUAUCUCGGCCGCUGAUGUUGACCUGGCGAAUUCGACGGCCCUCAGAUCCAGCAGGCGUGUUGAUCCCCGUGGAGAGCGCACUAUCGGUGUGAUCACGAAGAUGGAUCUCGUCGAUCCUGAGCGGGGCCAUGAUGUUCUCACCGACAAGAAGUACCCUCUUCGGUUGGGAUACGUGGGUGUUGUGAGCCGGAUUCCUCAAACCACCGCCCUCUUUUCUCGAGGCUCUGGAAAUAUCACCAGCGCUAUUCUGAAGAACGAGAAUGCCUAUUUCUCGGCUCAUCCAGCAGAGUUCGGUGCCCACUCAGACACGUCCGUCGGUGUUUCGACUCUACGGAAGAAAUUGAUGCACGUCCUCGAGCAGACUAUGGCAUCCAGCCUCGCGGGAACCAGGGACGCCAUCAGCCAGGAGCUUGAAGAGGCAACCUACGAGUUUAAGGUACAAUACAACGACCGGCCAUUAAGUGCUGAGUCAUAUCUGGCGGAGAGCUUGGACAGCUUCAAGCAUUCCUUCAAGGCAUUUGCCGAAGCUUUCGGCCGGCCGCAAGUUCGUGAGAUGCUGAAGGCUGAGCUAGAUCAGCGGGUCAUGGACAUUCUGGCCCAGCGUUAUUGGAACAAGCCCGUCGAGGACUUGAAUCCAACCAUGACAGAGGUGGAUCCUCUCACGGAUCUUCCCAAGGCUGAUCCAGAGUCACUGUACUGGCGCCGGAAACUUGAUGCCUCCAGCUCCGCUUUGACGAAGCUCGGCAUCGGUAGACUUGCCACCACGGUUGUCGCCAACGCUCUCCAGAGCCACGUGGACCAGCUUCUUGCAUCUUCCACGUUUGCAUCUCAUCCAGCAGCACACGAGCAGAUCACGGAUGCUUGUAAUAGCAUCCUGAAUGAUCGAUUUUUCAGCACCAGUGACCAGGUCGAGAACUGCAUCAAGCCAUACAAAUUUGAAAUCGAAAUGGAGGACUCAGAAUGGGCUAAGGGUAGGGAAAAUGUGAGCAAGGUGUUGAAAGAAGAACUACGUGCUUGCGAGUCCGCUACGAAGCAUGUGGAAGAUCAAAUUGGAAAACGCAAGCUUAAGGAUGUGAUGUCAUUCAUUGACAAGGUUCGCAAGGGCGAUGUGGUGCUGGAGGGCAACGGCGCCGGGGGUGCGGGUGGCUUCAGUUCUGCCUUGCUGGAAAGAGGCCGAGAGGGCAUCUUCCUACGUGAUCGCGCUGAUCUCAUUAGAAUGAGACUCAUGGCCGUUCGAUCCAAGCAAUGCGCCACACAAAAGAACAAGUAUUAUUGUCCGGAAGUCUUUCUAGACGUCGUCGCGGACAAACUCACCUCAACAGCGGUACUCUUCCUGAACGUGGAACUUCUAUCCGAAUUCUACUACAACUUUCCUCGCGAGCUCGACAUGCGACUCGGCCGACACCUCUCUGAUGCCGAAGUUGAGCGCUUUGCCCGAGAAGAUCCGCGUGUCCGGCGCCACCUCGACAUCAUCCGCAAGAAGGAGCUUCUCGAGUUGGCUCUACAGAAAAUUGAAGGCAUUCGCCAGCUAGACGGCCGCAGCAUGCACCGAAAUGCGGAUCGUGCGAAGGUCGCAAAGGAAACUCGCAGCCGAUGGAACAUCUUCUGA